Molecule: messenger RNA, 906 nt
Organism: Vitis vinifera (wine grape)
Lineage: Eukaryota; Viridiplantae; Streptophyta; Magnoliopsida; Vitales; Vitaceae
Product: non-specific lipid transfer protein GPI-anchored 25
Exons: 3
Coding region: 175-804 (209 amino acids)
Source: RefSeq, a predicted model, not a curated record
UGAGAAACUGAAGGGUACUUUUGGAAAAUACAUUCAUCUCCCGCCAAACCGUUUACAAACACUUAACGGCCACUACAUUUAACCCAAAUUAGAAAGAAGAGUCUCAUUUUCUCCCUCUCUCAGAAACUUUUCCCCGGAAGCAAACAAAUCUUAGAAAGAUAAAAGAAACCAGCAAUGAACUCUACCUCUCCAGCUCAUUCCAACGCGAUCAUUUCAUUGCUGCUUCUCACAAUGAUCGCCCUGUGCUCGACGGCGGCGCAGUUACCGGCGGGAGGCUGCGCCGGAGAGCUGAUUGCAUUCUCUCCAUGCCUGCCAUUCGUAUCGUCACCACCGAACAAUGUGACGUCGUCGGCUUCUUCGCAGUGCUGCGGUGUGUUUUCCUCGGCUUUUGAGAGCGCUGACGGCGCCUGCCUCUGUUACCUUAUCCAGCAGCCUCUGAUCUUGGGCUUUCCUCUGAACGCCACGAAACUUCUCGCUCUUUCUUCUCUUUGCCCUCCUGGAAACGCCACUUCUGCCUGGAACGCUUCUCUUGAAUCCUUCUGCAUAGGGUCACCAGCAUUGCCUCCCCUCCAGGGCACAACGGGUCCAGGGCUUGGACGGCAACCUCCCACUACUAGUGAUUCAGCUCCUGCUAAAUCUCCACCUCAUUUUCCAAGCUUCCCUGCAGAACCUCCAGGGCAUUUACCAACAUUGCCAAGCUCACCCCCAAACUCAUCAGUGCAACCAGAAAAGAUGGACAUAAUUAGAAUUUGGUUUCAACAAGGAAUCAUUGUUGUCAUUGUUCUUAUCCAAGCUUACCUUUAGUUCUACAUGACCUUUCAAGUAAUUAGAUAGAUUUCCUGUAGAAAGAGCAUCCUACUGCCACAAGCUUUUCACAAUUGUGAUACAUUAUUUCUGCAAAUUGAA